Molecule: messenger RNA, 1464 nt
Organism: Pseudoliparis swirei
Lineage: Eukaryota; Metazoa; Chordata; Actinopteri; Perciformes; Liparidae
Gene: pax3a
Product: paired box 3a
Exons: 9
Coding region: 1-1464 (487 amino acids)
Biological process (GO): anatomical structure development; regulation of transcription by RNA polymerase II
Molecular function (GO): DNA-binding transcription factor activity, RNA polymerase II-specific; RNA polymerase II cis-regulatory region sequence-specific DNA binding
Source: RefSeq, a predicted model, not a curated record
AUGACAGCGCUUGCAGGAGGUUUACAGAGAAUGAUGAGGCCGACUCCUCACCAGAACUACCCGCGGGCAGGAUACUCUCUGGAAGUCUCCACUCCGUUAGGACAGGGUCGGGUCAACCAGCUCGGUGGCGUCUUCAUAAACGGCAGACCUCUCCCCAACCACAUCCGACAUAAAAUUGUGGAGAUGGCGCACCACGGCGUCCGGCCGUGCGUCAUCUCCCGUCAGCUGCGCGUGUCCCACGGCUGCGUCUCCAAAAUCCUGUGCCGGUACCAGGAGACAGGCUCCAUCAGGCCGGGGGCCAUCGGAGGCAGCAAGCCAAAGCAAACCUCUUCUCCAGAGGUGGACAAGAAAAUCGAAGAGUACAAGAGAGAAAACCCGGGCAUGUUCAGCUGGGAGAUCAGGGACAAAUUACUGAAAGAUGCAGUGUGCGACAGGAACAACGUUCCCUCAGUGAGCGCCAUCAGUCGCAUCAUGCGCUCUAAAUUCGGCGGGGCCGGUGAUGAUGAAGAGGAGGAUGACGAUGUGGUGAAGAGAGAGAUGGAGGAAAACGAACCGCGGACAAAACACAGUAUCGAUGGCAUCCUGGGAGACCGAUCCAGUCACUCGGACGAGGGCUCCGACGUGGACUCGGAGCCAGGCCUGCCCCUGAAGAGGAAGCAGCGGCGCAGUCGCACCACCUUCACGGCGGAGCAGCUGGAGGAGCUGGAGAGGGCCUUCGAACGCACGCACUAUCCCGACAUCUACACCCGGGAGGAGCUGGCUCAGCGGGCCAAACUGACGGAGGCUCGAGUUCAGGUGUGGUUCAGCAACAGAAGAGCCCGGUGGAGGAAGCAGGCAGGAGCCAAUCAGCUGAUGGCGUUUAACCACCUCAUCCCCGGGGGUUUCCCUCCCUCAGCUAUGUCCGGCCUGCAAUCCUAUCAGCUGUCAGACAGCCCCUACACUCCCACCUCUAUCGCCCAAGCAUCCGAGCAGCCCAGUACGGUCCACCGGCCGCAGCCUCUGCCCCCCACCUCCGUGCACCAGAGCGGGCUCGGCUCGGCUGCCGGCUCCCAGGACGGGAGCUCUGCGUACUGCCUGUCGGCUGGACGCCACAGCUUCUCAGGAUACUCGGACAGCUUUGUGAGCCCGACAGGACACAGCAACACGGUCAACCCCGCCAUCGCCAACAGCCUCUCACCACAGGUGAUAGGCCUGUUGAACCCAGGAGGAGUGCCGCAUCAGGCCCAGAGCGACUUUGCCCUCUCCCCACUGACCGGAGGCCUGGAGCCCAACGGAGGCAUGGCGGCCAGUUGUCAUGGUUCCCAGCGUCUGGAGGCUCUUCCGGGCCUGACCAGUAUGCCCACCUUGCCCAGCACCCAGUCUUACUGCCCACCUUCCUACACCACCCAAGCCUACGCCAUGGAGCACCAUCCGUCCUAUCAGUAUGGACAGUACAGCCAGAGCAAGGUACCUUUCAUUAUAUGA